Diachasma alloeum is the source of this 1650-nucleotide messenger RNA. RefSeq lists its product as uncharacterized. The coding region runs from base 391 to 987 and encodes 198 amino acids. Lineage: Eukaryota; Metazoa; Arthropoda; Insecta; Hymenoptera; Braconidae. The transcript is spliced from 4 exons. The record is from RefSeq and is a predicted model, not a curated record.
GACAAGCACGAACGGUUCGCCUAUCUCGCGUAAUAUCAGCGGCUUCGAAUUGAAAAAAUUCUAGUUUUCGCUAAUUUUCGUUAAUUAAACAAAGAAUUAAUGUUUUGAGAAAAUAAAAUCAGAAAACAAAAUAAAUGAUACAAAAUCGAGGAAAUUUUUGAGUUUUAAGGAUCGAAAACUACUCAUGUUUACUCGUAAUUAAUUGAGGUAUUUUAGUUUUUUUUUCGGAAUUUGUUGGAAAUUGCGAGUAAUCAGAGAAAUAAUUUUGAGUUGCGGGGGAGCGCAUACGGGGUCAAGGGCCACUCCACGCUCAAGUGGACCUCUCACAGCCACCGGCAUCGGGGGUGACGGUAAUAAAGAAGGAAAAUAGGAGUUCACGGCCUCUUCAAUAUGCAAUGCUUGUUGCUCUUGACACAAGUUUUCGGGCUGUACUUCAAUUCUGCGGAUGCCGGACCCGCAAAGGAGGUGAUUGUUGUUAAAAAAUGCGCUGUCAAUGGGACUACGUACUCUCACGGACAAACGGUAUCAUCAAGAGACCCAAACUGCCACUGUCUGUGUGUGGCUGGUGAUGUUUAUUGCUGGUGGGAAAACUACAAAGCGCGGAUGAUUUCGUCAGAUGGAUCGACGAUUGUACCCGGUGAAAUUGAGUUGAGUCAGCCGGUGUUUGUCGAUCGUGUUGAGGUCAAGGGGAACGCAAAUUCAAUCAUCAAGGGAGUGGAUGGAAAUGAUACAUUCUCACGGCAUGUCAGUUGUUUCAUCAUGGGAAAAGAAUACCAAGUAGGCGAAGUUCUUCCCCAUUCAACCGGAAAUUGUGUGGAGUGCAGCUGCGGUAGGGAAGGUCGUGUCGAAUGUUCGCCGCGUGAUUGCAUUGCCUUGAGACCACUAGACAUAUCAGUAGUUUCACCUAAUCUCGAUCACGAUACCCCCGAGAAUCAAAUCGAGCUCUUCGGUAUAUCCCGUGAGCGGGGAAUUGAUGAGAAUUUCUAAUGGAUCGACCAAUUCGAAAGAAUAGAACCAAAAAACAAAUAACGGAGAACCAUCGUAUAUCCGACAGAAAACACGUGCCUUAGUUCUUUUAUUUUCAUUAGACAGACAGGGGUCGAGGGAGUCGACUGAGUCUCGAUUAGACGUACAUUGAUUUUUCAUCCGAAUUUUUAUCCCGCGUUCGGUUUUCGGAGAGGGUCAGUCCUUUAUACAUUUAGAGGUGAGAGUAGAUUUCGAAUCUGCGUACUCUAAAUUCGGGGAAUUUAGUUUGAGGAGAUGCGAAUCGCUCAUUCAUUUGGUGUAAAAACGGAUAGGAUUUUUCCUUUCAAUUUUGCACGUAUGAAAAAAUUUAAUUAGGGAGGGCGGGGCAAAAUGGACACUCGACUUUUUCCUCAGUGCUCAUAAACUGGGAGUAAAUUUGUUAAUUGAGGUCAGCAUAGGGUCGUCACGAACGGGAAGAAAUGUACUUUUCAUUGAAAAAAAAUAAAAAUAUUUCAUUUCAUCGAAAAUCCAGUGAGUGAUUGAGAUUAGAAAAAAAGCCAUUUGUCCAUUUUCCCUCGUCACCUCUCAUGAAAUUCCAUGGAAAUUCUAUUGAAGAUAUAUGAUAAUUCUACUUGACAAUUCGAUUUGUUUUUUGCAAGGAUUUCUGUUGAAAAAAACGCAACU